AUGCCAAACGGUCACAAGGAUAUGCAGUCAGCCUACAACGCGUCCAAAUCGAAUGCUGGUCUCUACAGUCAGGUAAGAAAGUUGGGUUUUUGAUAAAAAUUGAAUGUGAGGGGGUGUAGUUUUGAAAAAAGUCGAAAAAAAGCGUGACUUGUAAAAAAAUUGCUUUUUCGAAUUUUCUGUGCUGGGCAGGGUAUUUUAGGUUGGGAGGGUAAAAGUAAAAAAUCAAAAAAAAAGUUUUUUUCAACUCACCAGAAGGGAUCACAUUAAGCUUAAAAAAUUUUUUUUUGCCCCCCCUUCCUUAAUUUACCCCUCCCACUGCCCACGCCUCCCCCUCUUACUCAGUUCACACCUUCCGCUAUUCCACCCUAUUUUCUUUUUUCAAAAUUUCGACCGCCUUUACCUCACCCCUGCCACUUCAACUUCAAAUUUCAGAAUCCCCGAGCCAACGACUCCAGCUACGCGCUCUCGAAACACCUGUACAGCUAUGGCAAUAUACAUCACAACAAUCAGCCCGCGAGCCUGCUAACCACCCCAUCGACUAGUAGUAAAACCCAUCGGUCCGCCGUUUCGUCCACUUACUUCCACCAUCACAGCGACACCAGCAGCUAUCCGCCAAUGAACAGUGGCGGUUUGGGGGCGGCUUCUUCUCCGCCAAUGGCGAGUAAAAAUUUUUUUGUUCAAACACGGUUUUUUUAAAUCGUAGUUAUUUCUUUUAAAUAAAAAAAAAUUUUUUUGACCCCCCCCCCCCUCAAAAAAAUUACCCCACCCCGAAAAAUUACCCCCUUUGCCUCCUUCCAAUAAAAAUCUCAUAAGUAUGGCAAUUUGUACCUCAACAUGCCAAUUCAUGCCACCCAUUUUUCAGUAUGGAAACAACUACGAACUGAUUGCCAGACGCGACGCAUUGAUUGAGAAAGCCGAGCGCGCCCGGCUCGAGUACGAGGAGGCCACUUUUCAGCUUCGUAACUUGGAAUCUUCACAGACAUUGACCCAACCAACUUACAAAUCCCCAGUAGUACCCGGAGGCGAUUAUGUGACUCUCGAAAAGAAUCACAAACAAAAGGUAAGGACAUUGGUUUUGAUCAAGAUUAAUAUUACACUUGGCUGUAUUGAUCAUGAUUUAUGAAUGAUUAAGGUCUAAGUAUGGUUAUGAAUAGUACAGGGCGAUUGGUAUGAGAAUACUGAAGUAAUAUAUGAGAAAAGAUGUUUUUUUUCACAAUUUUUUUGAAAAAUCCACGUUCACUUUUUUCAAAAAAAAAUUUUCAUUUUGAUAUCUAAAACUAUGUACCAAGAAUGAGCACAUCUCUAACAAGAACCUCUUUUCCCUUAUUUUUUAAAUUUCAAAGGUUUUACCUCAAUUUUUAAAUUUUGAAAUGAAAAUCGACCAAAUUUCAGCCAGACUCGGUCUACCUCGGCUUCCCUGGUCCACAUCAACCCAACUUUUACCCUAGUUUCAAUUCCAAUCGACCCAAUUACAAAGAACAGAACGUUUGCAAGCCCUCGGCUCGUAAGUUUGAAGAUUUUACUACGUUAGUCUUUAGCUUUUUCAUAUUUUGCCAGUUUUUCUUAAUAAAAUUACAUUUUUUGAACUUUAAGCCUAUUUUUCAGCCUUUUUUCGGGCAAAAAUGUCAUUUUAAAGCACAUUUUUACUCAUAAAAACUAAUUUUUGACUAAUUUUUAUCUUAAAAAAAUAUUUUUAACCACAUUUAUAAUUAAAAACCCUAUUUUUAGCCAAAUUUUUAUCCAAAAAUGCCAUUUUUUGUCAACAUUGUGACCUACAAUAGCCAUAUCAAACUAACACAACCCUUUUCGAACCAAAAAAUCAAAACCAACCUGGAUAACAGUCAAAUUCUUCAGAAACUGUCAUUUAAUCCAAUGUUAACCAUGCUAAUCCGUGCAAUUUCAGCGAUCCAUUCCAGCGAGCUGUUUGGUGGCAUCCCAUGUACAACUGAAUCAUUCCGCUGCGAUCUAUCUGAUGUAAUCUAUAAUUCUUGA
Bursaphelenchus okinawaensis is the source of this 1992-nucleotide messenger RNA. NCBI's taxonomy places the organism in Eukaryota, Metazoa, Nematoda, Chromadorea, Rhabditida, Aphelenchoididae. The record is from the annotation of a GenBank genome assembly.